Chanos chanos (milkfish) is the source of this 1560-nucleotide messenger RNA. It is a transcript of the gene kcna3a, whose product is annotated as potassium voltage-gated channel, shaker-related subfamily, member 3a. The transcript has a single exon. Bases 1 to 1560 code for a protein of 519 amino acids. Gene Ontology annotation, cellular component: membrane; voltage-gated potassium channel complex. Gene Ontology annotation, biological process: protein homooligomerization; potassium ion transmembrane transport; action potential. NCBI's taxonomy places the organism in Eukaryota, Metazoa, Chordata, Actinopteri, Gonorynchiformes, Chanidae. The record is from RefSeq and is a predicted model, not a curated record. Gene Ontology annotation, molecular function: delayed rectifier potassium channel activity; protein binding.
AUGGAUGACCAUUUCAACCUCAUCGACUCGCCCUCGACGGGGCAGAGAAGCAAUAAUGCCGAUAACCACAGGUAUGCAGAGACGGGAAGAAGUAUCAUGACAGUUGUUGCCUGUGACAUAUUGGAAGAGACUGCCGCGCUUCCGAGUCACCUGUCUUUGGAUAGAUAUGAGCCUAACCAUGAGUGCUGUGAGAGAGUGGUUAUUAAUAUUUCGGGCUUACGCUUCGAAACGCAACUGAAAACUUUCAACCAAUUUCCUGACACCUUGCUUGGGGACCCGAAAAAGAGAAUGCGUUACUUUGACCCCCUCAGAAACGAAUAUUUCUUUGACAGGAACCGACCGAGCUUCGAUGCCAUCCUUUAUUACUAUCAAUCCGGAGGGCGCAUUCGGAGACCGGUCAACGUCCCUAUUGAUAUUUUUUCCGAGGAGAUAAGAUUUUAUCAGCUUGGUGAGGAGGCAAUGGAGAAAUUUCGUGAAGAUGAGGGCUUUAUCAAGGAGGAAGAGCGCCCAUUACCAAAUCACGAAUUUCAGCGACAGGUUUGGCUUUUGUUUGAGUACCCAGAGAGUUCAGGUCCGGCAAGGGGUAUUGCCAUUGUAUCUGUGUUGGUCAUCUUAAUAUCCAUUGUUAUAUUCUGUCUGGAGACUUUGCCAGAAUUUCGAGACGAUAAGGAUGCAAACAAAGAGGUGCCUAUUGUCAAUGGAACUGGCCUCUACGUUUCCAGUACUUUUACCGAUCCUUUUUUUGUAAUCGAAACACUUUGCAUUAUUUGGUUCUCUUUUGAAUUACUCGUUCGCUUCUUUGCUUGUCCCAGCAAAGCCACCUUUUCCAAAAACAUCAUGAACAUCAUUGACAUUGUGGCUAUCAUUCCCUAUUUCAUCACUCUUGGAACAGAGCUGGCAGAGAGACAAGGGAACGGACAGCAAGCCAUGUCACUCGCCAUCCUCCGAGUAAUCAGGCUCGUACGAGUCUUUCGCAUCUUCAAGCUCUCCCGCCACUCGAAGGGCCUUCAGAUUUUAGGACAGACUCUGAAAGCCAGCAUGAGGGAGCUGGGACUACUUAUUUUCUUUCUUUUUAUUGGAGUUAUUUUGUUCUCUAGUGCCGUGUACUUUGCAGAGGCCGACGACCCAGACUCGAGUUUCAGUAGCAUCCCAGAUGCUUUUUGGUGGGCCGUGGUUACCAUGACUACAGUUGGCUAUGGUGAUAUGCACCCUGUCACCAUUGGGGGCAAAAUUGUUGGCUCUUUGUGUGCCAUCGCUGGUGUUCUGACGAUUGCACUGCCCGUUCCGGUGAUUGUCUCAAAUUUCAACUACUUCUACCACCGAGAAACGGACGGAGAGGAGCACGCACAGUACCUGCACGACAGCAGCUGCCAGCAUCUAUCCUCCGCGGAGGAGCUGAAAAGGACACGCAGCACGUCAUCGCUCAGUAAAUCUGAAUACAUGGUGGUAGAGGAAGGAAUCAAUAAUGCAUUCAAACAGUCAAACUACACCGACCAGAACUCAGAACUCAGACCAAAUCAGAACUGCGUGAAUAUCAAAAAGAUUUUCACGGACGUGUAA